This is a messenger RNA of Pteropus alecto (black flying fox), 3565 nucleotides long. RefSeq names its product chromosome unknown C6orf163 homolog (gene CUNH6orf163). The coding region runs from base 2510 to 3496 and encodes 328 amino acids. The record is from RefSeq and is a predicted model, not a curated record. The transcript is spliced from 5 exons. Lineage: Eukaryota; Metazoa; Chordata; Mammalia; Chiroptera; Pteropodidae.
UGUUUUUAUUUGACUACAACUGUUAUCUAUUUUAGUUUUUGUAAAUUAAUGUUUUGAUGAUGUAAACAUAAGACCAAAUAUUCUUAUUGUUAUUUAAAAACUAGAACUACUUAAUAGAUAAGAAAGUCUCCUUACUGUCCUGGGUUUACCGUAUACAAUUUAACUCUUUCUGACAAAGGUUCUGGACCUCUUUCAUUUCUAAAUAUUUACCCCAUUCUCCAAAUCAUUGUAAUUGGGGCUCAGUAAUCUCAUCUCUGAAAUUUUGCUCCAUUUAUUAUCACCAAGUAAUAAUAACUACUAUACAGGCAGAGUUUGUCAUUAUAAUGUAAGUUUUUAAUUUCCAGUACUUUUUGUAGCUUUGCAAGAUAUAUGAAAAUGCAAUUAUAUCUGAUUUGUAGAUAUUAAAGAACUUAGCUACUUGAGUUAUCUACAUGCAACUAAAUUAAAUCUUUACUACUGAGCCCUAAUUUUUUUUUUUUUAUUUUUUUUUUUAUUUUUUUGCCCUGUCUGUGUAGUUUAGAAUGUGCUUAGGUAGUACAAACUGCCUUUUAAUUGAAAGUAUUCUCUUUUGCUUUGGUUUCCCUGCGGACUUUGAUUGUUAAAGAACUAGAAUUCUUCUGUUUUUAAUUUAUGCGCUUAAUGUCACAUUGUCAUCUUUUAGAAUUCUAAUAUUCAACAAAAUAAGUUGAUAUUUGGAGGGGGAGGUAUUAGUUAGGUGAACUAUCAAGAGAUUUUCUCUGCACAGAAGGGAAGCAGGAAUUAUACAGAAUACAGCCAUAAGCCAUGUGACAUCCAAAAGAACCACGGUAGCAGUAGAUUCAGUGAGGUACAUCGCUGUGAAAAAUAGUGUGAGAGAAGAAUUACAUUGAAUUUUAGGAACAACUACCUAACUAUGAUACUUUUAUAGGAUGGGUACAAGUUACAGAUAGCACAAUUGCAUAGUCUUUAUGUGUGUAGAGUGUCCAAAACCGCCUAGCUGGUCAUGUUGAUGUUUUCAUUCAUUCUGUAUGAGAAUGAGAAAAAUGCCACUUUGACAAAGUCAUUUGUGUCUAAAAAGGGCAUCUUCAGGGCAAGAUGUUGACAACAUUUUGGAGUAUGCAUUCAGGUACUUAAAGGAAGGUCUUUUAAUGCAGGAAUCUGGCUGAGAUUGGGCAAAGCUCAGUAACAUAAUAUAGAUUAGGUCUUGAAGCAAGUCUUGAUAAGUAGACUGUUCAUAAACAGCAAGUGACCUUUUUGCCCAGGGAAUUAUCUGCCCAGAGGAGUAAGCUAUUCAGUUGAUAAACUGAUUUUCAAGAAUUUUCUGAAGCAAGCAGUGUAAUUAUUUAUUGGUUUAUAGAUAGAAUGACCAACCUGUCGCAGUUUGUCAAACACCAAGGGGGUUCUUAGGAUGCAGGACUUCCCAUUUUAAAACAAGAACAACAAAUUAGUUAACUAUGUAAUUUUUAAAAACCAGGCUUAAUAAUUUUGAGUGCUGACUUAAAGUAAUUUUUCCUUUAAAAUACUGUGAUAUUUUUCUAUGUUACUGCCAUUGCACCAAAACCACAUUUAUCAGUUAACUUGGAAAAAAUUAAACUCCCUCCUUUGCUGCUGUAAAAGAAAUCAAUUCUUUAAAUAAACCAUUUAAAAGCAAGUGUGGUAGGCUGAAUAAUGUUCCCAUUCUCCACCUCACCUCCAAAGAUGUUUUGAUUCUAACUCCUGGAACUUGUGCAUAUGGUACCUUAUAUAAAAAAGGAACAUUGUAGCUGUGAUUAAGGAUUUUGAGAUGGGGAAAUUGUCCUUUAUUAUCUGGACGGGCCUGAUAUAAUCACAAAGGUCCUCAUAAGAGGGAGGCAGAAGAUAGAGGAAGAAGCGAUAUCACCACGUAAGCAGGUAGAGAAAAGGCUCUAUGAUGUGAGAUCAUGAGCUAGGGGAUGUGUGGAUGGCCUAUAGAGGCUGGAAAAGGCAAGGAAACGGAUUCUCCCCUAGAGCCUCCAGAAGGAGCUAGCCCUGCUGAUACCUUACCCACAUGAGACUCAUUUUGGACUUCUGACCUCCAGAACUGCAAGAGAAUAAAUUUGUGUUGUUUUAAGCCACUAAAUAUGUGAUAAUUUGGUACAGCAGCAAUAGGAAACUAAUACAGAAAGUAGCUGGGAAAUGAACUGCUGGGCCAUACUCCCUUUUGUCAUUAUUUCUAGUUGCUUUUAUGAGCAAAGCUUGUCUUACCUAGCAACAGUUGCUAAGUUAACAAUUUAAUGCUGGAGUCUAGGAGGGAGCAACUGCUUAAAUAUUCCCAAAUCUAGUGCCCAUGCCUUACAUGGCAGGGGCUUUGAGUAAUGGUCUUUAACAUUAGGCACAUAAUCACUACCUAAUCAUGUGGAAUCAUUUAAUCCUUACUAGCCUCUAGCAUUGUCCUAAAACCUUGAACCUCUCUCUUCCAUCUUUCUUAAACUUUUAGCUUUUCUUAAAACUACUUUUUCUCAUCCAAAGAGUAUUUUAACUGUACAUAGUAAAAGGCAUCUUAAAUUCAAUUAUGAUCAGAAAUCCGAAUUACACAAACUUCGUUUGCUGUGCUGUUUGUAAUAAAAUAAUUCCACCAGCCCCUCUAGGGGAAACGUUCAAACGGAUCCAUGAAUACAAGCCAUUUAAGACACGCUUUUACACUCACAAAGAUAUACUGGACAUCGGGGCAAAUAUUCUGAAUAAUGAAGAGGAAUUUCAAGAGGCUCUACUCAAAGAACGAAUUGCCAAAGCAGAAGCUAAAGUGUGGGCUCAGGCUGAUAAACGCCAAAAACAAGCAGUGGAGAAAGCACUUGAAGAAGCAAAUGACGAAUACAAAAUUAAAAUUCAGAUUCUGGAAGAGCAACAUCAAAAACACUUACAGGAAAUGACAGCUAAAACCAAGCUAGAGAUACAUCAAGACAUGGAAGACGAACUAAGGAGAGAAAACUUGGCUGCGGAGCAACGCAUGGUCCAUAGGAUCCAGAGGAUCAUGAUAGAGUGCCACAAGGAGAAGAUCCAGGCUGUGGAGAAAGCCAGGGCUGAAGAGAGACGCAUAGCCCAAGAAGCAAUUCAGGCCCAGAAAAGCAAGGCUGUGGAGGAACUUGUGAAUGCCGGUAUGGAAGUGACUAAGGGUCGGAGGAAGAGUAAGAGCCAAUUGAUAAAGGAAAAAGAACAUGAGAUGAACAUCUACUACUCCAUGGCUCAGAGGCAGAAGCAGGAAGAGGUUCAGGGAGUGCUUGAAGAAGCAGAGAAAACUCAUCAGGUCGUGCUUGGAAAUGUGAUGGAUAAACUAGUUAACACUCAGGGGGAACUGCUGUCCAUAGCAAAACAACUGGGAAUUAUGACAAAUUGGAAAGAUUUCCUGGAGGAGGAAUUACAAGAAACAAGAAUGGCAUUUCAAAAAUACAUCAAUUAUACAUUUCCUAAGCUUUCACCAGGACAUGCAGAUUUUAUUCUGCCAGAAAGAAAGAAAACACCUUCCAGUCUUAUUCAGGAGACCAAAACAACUCUUGAUUAGAAGUCUUCAGCUGAAAUUUCACUACAAAAGACAUUGUUUUAAAGACUAAAUAAAUUUACUCGAAAACCA